AUGAGCGACGAAGCACGUAAUGCCAAUACUCCCGGCGGCUGCAGAACUGCCGACGAGUUGUUCGAUUACGUAAAGAACAACAUCGAGCGGUGCAUCCAGAGAUACAUGAGCCCAGAAGAAGUGGUGGAGCAUAUGCAGAGCUUAGGGAUCGAGCCUGAGAUCACCAGAAUCUUUUGGCGUCAACUCGAAGUGGAGAAUGCAGAAUUUUUCAGCUGGUAUUAUACGGCACGAGAGCUCGUGCGUCAGGUGAAUCGGUUCAACCUUCUCCUCGAGCGGCAAAUGGAGAUGAUGAGGCAAAUGAGGUUGACCCAUAACGAUAUAACUGGUGCAGAUGCAGAGGCGGAUCCUGUUCAAGCCCCGGACACAAAAGCUGUAAAAUCUGAGAGAGCAGAGGAGGUCUCGCGCAAACUUGGAAUGCCAAAUGAGCAGGCUCCUCGGCCUGAAUCCGAUACGAAAGAUGAACGAGGCGAAAACCAACAAGUGAUGCUGAAGCAAAUGCCACAUCGACAGCAACAACAACUUCGUGAGUGGCCACUGACGCAGCAGCAGCAAGUUCCUCAGCAGCUUCAAAUGCAAGCGCCGAAUCAACAGAAACAGCAAAUUCCUCAGCAGCCUCAAACGCAAGUGCCGAAUCAACAGCGACAGCAAGUUACUCAGCAGCUUCAACUGCGAAUGCCGAAUCAACAGCAACAAGUUAUUCUGCAGCUUCGAAUGCAAGUGCCGAAUCAACAGCAACGGCAACAGCAAGUUCCUCAGCAGCUUCGAACGCAAGUGCCAGUUCAACAGCAACGGCAAGCUACUCAGCAGCUUCAACUGCAAAUGCCGAAUCAACAGCAAAUUCCUCAGCAGCUUCGAACGCAAGUGCCAGUUCAACAGCGACAACAAGUUCCUCAGCAGCUUCAACUCCGAAUGCCGAAUCAACAGCAAGUUACUCAGUGGCUCGCUCUUGCUACUUCGCCGGUUACAAUGCCUCGAAACCCUUCAGCCCCCGCCGCUGGUGCUCUCAGAGGCAUUGUGCAUCAUCUGCCGCCUGAUGAGCAAUGGCUCCAGCUGAGACUUGGACCGAGCUGUGAUCCGCCACGACAGCAAUCUCGGCAAGAUGGGCCGAAUCGAAAUCUUGAUCUUAAUCAGCUAUCACAGGAGGUACGGGAUGAGCAACUGUUGCUAGUGAACGAACAAAUCCUACUGCAACAUCAGCUGCUUCGUGGAGUUCAACCAAACCAGCAGCAGCAACGGCAGCAAUCCGUUAACCCCAGCCAGCAUCUGGGAAAUGUCAUAAGACUCAGUCCCCAACAACUGCAACAUGGAGCUGAUCACCGGCCAGGCCAGCGUCCACGUCUUGAUGGGCCAUCAAUACCUAUCCCAACCCAAGAGCGGCGACUGCAACCGCAACAGCAAUUGAGAGAUCAUGGUCCUGAUCCCGGCCAUCAGCAAGAGCAGCAACCAAAGGGCAGCGGUCAGUCUUGA
Messenger RNA from Tarenaya hassleriana, 1467 nucleotides. Its product is annotated as putative mediator of RNA polymerase II transcription subunit 26. The transcript is spliced from 7 exons. Lineage: Eukaryota; Viridiplantae; Streptophyta; Magnoliopsida; Brassicales; Cleomaceae. The coding region runs from base 1 to 1467 and encodes 488 amino acids. The record is from RefSeq and is a predicted model, not a curated record.